Molecule: messenger RNA, 2241 nt
Organism: Diversispora eburnea
Lineage: Eukaryota; Fungi; Glomeromycota; Glomeromycetes; Diversisporales; Diversisporaceae
Source: the annotation of a GenBank genome assembly
AUGUCUGGACCUCAAUAUAAUCCUCCAGACGGUCCUCCUCCUCCUAUGACCCAAUAUAAUCCUCCUCCCGGUAGUCAACCUUUUCAACCUCAAUACAAUAAUAAUCAAGGUCCCCCUUCGCAAUAUAAUCCUCCUCAAGGUCCACCUCCUACGAACCUAUAUAAUAACCCUCCUCAAGGGGUUCCUCAAUAUGUUACCGUUAUACCACCAGUUACAACAGUUACAACUACUACAUACAUGGCAGGCCCUCCAGGAACAGUGGAUACUUCGAUUCCUCCCGAAAAGAGAAGUUUUACACAAAUUACUAGUAUAGAACAAAUCUGGAGGAUGCCCAUAUUUUAUGAGGGUAGACCGACUUGGAAGUUAUGGUUGGGUCUAAUCUUCUUCUUAUAUUAUUCUUCGUAUUUCAUUAUUCCAUUGGCAUCUUAUUUGGCUAUACCUGUUAUAGAAUCAGCUCUUAUACCGGAUGUAAGGUUUAUACUUGUUCUGAUUACUAUAGUAGUUACUACGACUACUGUUAUUAAAGUUAGUACAGACAGAAGUUCCUUUCUUCAAGAACAAGUAACACCUAAUCAAGCUAUUAUUAGUUCACGACUACGACAUCCCACAGAAUAUCAUAAGAAACAGAGAGAACUACGUAAUCAGAAUACUUUUUCCAGCGAUGGUAUGCCACCAACACCUGGCAAUUCCUUCACCAACACAAUAGAUCCUGUUGUACUACGAGAAUCCGAAAUGCAUAAUGAUCUAGAUUUUUGUCCCACUUCACCAGUUAAUAGCACACCAAUUCUUGGUUCACCUCCUAACUAUGAUAACGAAAACGAUUAUGGAAGAUCUUUUAAACCAUCAGGAAUUCUUGACCGUUCAUCUUUUGGUGGUUCACCAGUUGAUGCAUCCAAUUAUAUGACGAACUUAGAUUCAACCAGCGAUUAUUAUAUUGAUACGACAGAAUUUAAUGGUGGUCCAACCACAGCUAUUCCCAUGGAUGUUAAACCCAGUCGUAAUAAUCAUAAUAACAAAAUUUAUAGGCAAACUCAGGAUACUUUUGCAGGAGGGAAUCAUCAUAUUAGUAUGUCAUUACCCGCUCAUCUUACCAAUCCCAAUACGGACUGGCCGUAUGGUACAAGUUUGGAACCAUCUUCUUUUCAACCGUCUUCUUUUCAACCUGGUUCUCUGCAAUUUCCUCCUGACCUGCCACAAGGUCUUAUGGAUUCUGAUGAUCCUGAAUCGGCUCAAAAACAACAAUUGAUAUUUGAAAAAAGACGUCGCCGACGUGAAUCACACAAUGCAGAACUCUCUACUCUCUUACCAGAACUUUAUAUUGAUUCAACCAAUAAACCAAAUAAAGGUGUUAUCCUUCGUAAAUCAGUUGAAUAUAUUCGACUCCUUAAACAAACAUUGGAGGAUGAACGUAAUAAAACUUCGGCACUUGAAGCAAGAUUAAAAUCAACUGAUAAUGUUUCGGGAGGUGGUACGGCUUCGUCCCCAUUUGACGAUUAUUUAAUAAUAGGGGCUGGUGUGGUUGGACUUUCUAUAGCAGAACGAUUAUCACAACGAAAUGGAAAAUCGGUUUUGUUACUUGAAAAGAAUUCUAAAAUAGGUGAAGAAACAAGUUCAAGAAAUAGUGAAGUAAUACACGCUGGAAUAUAUUAUCCAAAUGAUAGUUUAAAAACGCGUUUAUGCAUUCCUGAACAAGUAUUGGUAUCACCUACUACGGGAAUAUUUGAUUCUCAUGCUUUUAUUAAUUGGUUAGAAUGGAAAUUUCGAGAUAAUAGUAAUGGUAAUGGAAAUUUGGUGAUAAAUUCAAAAGUGACGAAUAUUAUUAAAGGAAAUUAUGGAAAUGAUGAAGGAUAUAUUAUAGAAAUUAGUGAUCCCACUUCAUCUUCUUCUUCAAAAACUAAAAUCUUUUCUCCAAUAGUAAUAAAUUCGGCAGGACUUCAUUCGGAUAAAAUAGCAAAUCUAUUAUUACCUUUUAAAUAUAAGAUUUAUUAUGUUAAAGGACAUUAUUAUAGUUACAGAAGAAAAUAUUUACCUGAUAUGAAAAAAGAAAAUUUAUUUGCUGAUUAUUCUGGAAUUAGACCAAAAUUAACAAAAGAAGAUGAACCUUUUAAAGAUUUUAUAAUUAAAGAAGAAUCAGAACAUGGAUUAAAUGGAUUUAUAAAUUUGAUUGGAAUUGAAAGUCCAGGUUUAACUUCUUCAUUGGCAAUUGCAGAAAUGGUUGAUAAUAUGUUAAUUGAUAAGUAA